AUGCUGAAGAUCGGAGUCUGGAUGUUUGAGGAGGGAGAUAAUGACGGGCUUCGUCACAUCCUAGGACAAGUCGCCCGCUAUAUGCGAGCCCUGAUCACUACUCGUGCUUCUCUAUCGACCUACAAUGAGACAAUAUUUCUACGGAAGGUUGAUAGCCAAGGUGUUUGGACUCUGGAGUACUCUCCUAUGGUCAUGUACGACAAUUAG
This is a messenger RNA of Penicillium crustosum, 207 nucleotides long. RefSeq lists its product as uncharacterized. The coding region runs from base 1 to 207 and encodes 68 amino acids. NCBI's taxonomy places the organism in Eukaryota, Fungi, Ascomycota, Eurotiomycetes, Eurotiales, Aspergillaceae. The record is from RefSeq and is a predicted model, not a curated record. The transcript is spliced from 2 exons.